Messenger RNA from Bombyx mandarina (wild silkworm), 2934 nucleotides. RefSeq lists its product as uncharacterized. The record is from RefSeq and is a predicted model, not a curated record. NCBI's taxonomy places the organism in Eukaryota, Metazoa, Arthropoda, Insecta, Lepidoptera, Bombycidae.
GCAUAUCGUGGCGGCAUUCGUUCGUUAGUUAUUACGCGAACCGGUUUCUCGUGCGGUGGUGUCGAACAACGCAAACUUCCUGUUAAAAAUUUACGAAAAUAAAUAAUUUGGCUAGUUAAAUUUUUGUGUGCUUCGUUUUGUAUAUACAAUUAACAAUAAAACUAUUAUUGUGGUGUGUGUGUGGUGAAUUGCGUGCAUUUCUUUCAAUUGGAAACGUGUAGUCUCACAAUGGUUCUACACGUCACUAACAUGUGCUGUGGAAUCAAAUUACGCACUAUAUGUUUCGUCAUCGCUUAUCUGCAUUUGGUGUCUUGUGUCUUGGAUAUAGCGUUUCAUUUGCUGACAGUUGCUAUUGUCACUGAUGGCUUCCAGUGCGACGUUAAUUACGAUAAGUUCAGCGCUAUACCCUGGGCGGUUGUGGAGCCUUUACUUCUGGUUCUAAACCUCGGAACCCACGGCUUCUACCCAUUCCCGGGGACAUUUAGGCGUCAGUACAAUAUGUAUGUUGAGUACACAUCGAUUAUCGCAGAGCCCAGAUGCUAUCCCGGUAUUCUCCACGUAUACCUGGUUGACAUCCUCAAUUUUCUCAUUAAUCUGAUUUGGUUGAGGAUUGUCGUGUCCUAUUUGGGAGCAUUAUAUAAGAGAAAUCCUGAACCGAUGCGAAUGUUCCUCAGCCUCUCCAUAGUAAAGGUCGUGAUGCAAAUCAUUUAUUUCGGAUACCAACCGCAUUUCUUCGAUAUAUUCGGUAAUGAAACUUACUGGUUCCUGAAACUCCUUGACAUAUUCAUCGCCGUUGUCUUCAUUACAAUCAUUCAGAAAUACACCAAGGCACUGCGCUUGGAAAGGGCGACUGGUAUCUCAGAGAAGCCCCCUUCUUACGUCGAAUGCCUGAUCAACGCAAGCCUCCAAGGUUUCCAAAGGAGUCCACCGAAGAAAGAACAGGUCAUCGACAUCGAUGAGAAGAAAACUGUAGAGAAACCGAACAUAGAGAGUCCUGCUUAGAAUGGAUGUUGUUACUGGGGUGGGUCGGACAGCCGUUAUACAAUAGAAAUAAGACUUCAAACCUGUCUUUUGGUAGCAGCUCACACGUUGAUGCCCAUGGGAACCGCAAGCCCGUUUGCCCGUAUUAAAUUAUUAAUAUCCAAACCAUAAACUUCAAUGUAUUCCUAUAAUUUAAUUUUCAAGUUUUUUUUUUUAUAUAGAUAAUAAGAUAAGGGAAAUUAAUAAGGAAAUGUUUGGGAUUUUUGUUUGUUUGUUUUUUUUUUAUAAAUGAAUAAGAAAUACUAGAACAGAACCUCGGAUCUGGAAAUUUGAUUAUUAGAUACAUAUUUUAUUUAUUUUGUUACAGACUUUUUAAUUGGUAAUUAAAAUUAGGUGUCAAACUCAAAUGUUAUAUUUAAUUUAGUAAAAAAAAUUGAAAAUGUGACGUUAAAAUAUCAAUAUCUCGUCUCGGAGAAUUUAAAUUUGAAUUUGAUUUAAAGCUUGCUCAAAGCCGGUAUGUACUCGUAUUACGGAGCUGUCCUAGAUAAAAGCUAAUUAAUGUAUCGAUACCAUACAUGAAGAGUUGACGGUUAAACAAAAGCUUCCAUAUUCGAAUGAAAAAGCUAUUGUAACUCCGCGUACCCACAAAUAAAGCAGGGCUUUAGUGAUCGUUCUAAAACAAUAUUUUUUUAUGUAAUUUAAAACCUUAAAAAACACGCUUAAACAACCGAAUUAAAAACAGUUUUUUUUUUAAUUAUCCUGUUAAUUAGGUAUUUUGUUCGCUCUAACAACCUGGUCAGGAUAUUGGCGCGAAUUUAUAAAAUUAAUAUAUCUUUUCUCCUUACCUAUUCGUUGGUACCCUAUGAGGCUAUUCCAGGGGUAAACGUAACGUCAUUACUGUUUGAUUUACCUACAACUUUUAAAUACGGACGUCUUAAAGUCUGUGACAAUAACCUUCUCAAAUCCCAUUAAAUUCGAACACACUUGCCAAGCUAAUGAAGGCGUGUUCAGGAUAUUUUAGUCUGUCUUCACAACUGUCUCAACCAAAAAACACAACCCUCUAAAUUUCACAUAAAAAUGACGCGGCAGAAUGAAUCUCCUCAAUUUUGCAAUUCGGAAUCAUUAAUAUCACCUACGAUUAUUUUAUUCGAUUUUAAUAAAAUCGAUUUAAUUAACUUCGUUAAUCUAACUUCGUUUCCUUCGAUUUUCGCGUGGACACAAUUAAAAGUACUUUUACGAUUUAAACUCACGUUUAUUGUUUCCAUUCGAUUAUUAUCUACAUUCGAAUAUAUCUUUAUCAGUUACUCGUUGUUGUUCGUUGAAAUUUCAAAAUUAUGUUGACUAGCGUCGUAAUCAUUAAAUUAAAAUACUCAGUCCGAGAUUUUAAUAGUUUUGAUUAGUUUCGAUUGAUAUAAACUCCGACGAGUUCCAAUUCUGCUCGGCGUCAACUGCGCCAAUCAAGCGUUACUAUUUCAAGGGCGCAAAACAACUGAUACAAAAAAAUAUACACUUUAACCUUGUCUAUAUGUCGCGGAACUGACGACCUCAACGAUUACCGGGUACAUUAUCACAUUAAGUAAGCACUCAUUUGCCGAUCUACUCUAAAUUAUUAUAUACGUCACUUGCGUCACGCAAUAAACCCGAUUAAAAAAAAUCGAUUUCUAAAACGUCAUCGUGGUAAUCGAUAAAUUUAUAAUUAGCUAUUUCGAUAUAAUGUUAUUAUUAUUCUAGAAUUUAUUUUUCACGGUAUUGAGAUGAUUAUUAUUAUUUUUGAAAAACAAGUUAAAUUUACAAAAAGAAUAUAUAGAUAAUUAUAAAUUAGACGACUGAAACCAAUUAUUACUUGUAUGUCGCGAACUGACAAUGUUUAGUAGAAAUAAAAUGUUGUAUUCUAUUUUUUCUGAUAAUCUAGAGUGUGUACAAAUUACAUAAUGAAUGUACUAUUGAAAAUUA